Priceomyces carsonii is the source of this 1260-nucleotide messenger RNA. RefSeq lists its product as uncharacterized. Gene Ontology annotation, molecular function: hydrolase activity. NCBI's taxonomy places the organism in Eukaryota, Fungi, Ascomycota, Pichiomycetes, Serinales, Debaryomycetaceae. The coding region runs from base 1 to 1260 and encodes 419 amino acids. The record is from RefSeq and is a predicted model, not a curated record. The transcript has a single exon.
AUGUGUAACUCAAAAGCCAAAUUAUGUACAUCAGUUGAAAGAUACAGGAAUCUACUUAUCACAGUAACCCAAAAACUAGUAAGAGCAGCCUCCCCUAACCCUCCAUUGAAUACAGUACAUGUCGUUGAAGUUAUAUCUUCGUUUUUGGAAAAUAUACCAGGGGUAGAGGUUACUUGUUAUGAGACAUCACCUGGCCUUAUUAAUACAAUUGCCCUUUUAAAAAGCAAAAAACCGGGUAGAAGAUUAAUAUUCAAUGGACAUUUAGACACAUAUCCUUUGCGUGAAGACUUAGCAUGGUCAGAAUCGCCUACGAGUGGACUGUUGAAAGAGGGUCGGAUUUAUGGUCGUGGAGUAAGUGACAUGAAAGGAGGUAUAGCUGCUUCUAUGGUAGCUUUCUUAGUUUUAGCCGAAAACACUGAGAUAUGGAACGGAGAAAUAGCUUUGGUUUUGGCCGGAGAUGAGGAAAGCAUGGGCAAUUUGGGGGCUAACUGGCUCAUAAAUAACAUUGAAUUUGCUAGAGGUGAUGCAGUUAUAUGCGGUGACGUGGGGUCUCCAUUAGUAAUACGAUUUGGGGAGAAGGGAAUGUUAUGGUUUGAGAUAACGGCCACCGGGCUUUCGGCACAUGGUGCCCAUGUCCAUAACGGUAUUAAUGCCAUCGACCGCUUAAGGCUUGCCUUGGACGAACUAAAACAUUUAGAAGAAAUGGAAGUGGUCACUCCUUCAGAGAUAGCAAGAGCAAUUGAGACUUCAAGUGCCUUAUCAGAAUCUCUAUCAGGUGAAGGAGAAUCAGAAACAUUGAGAAGAGUUACUGUUAACAUAGGGACAAUAGCUGGUGGUGUAUCCCCCAAUUUAAUUCCAAGUGAUGCACGGGCUCAAGGAGAUAUUAGAAUUCCAGUGGGUCUUUCAACGAAACAGAUUUCUGAAGAAAUCGAAAGAUUGUUGAAACCAAUAGGUGGUGUCAGAUGGAGAUUCACUAGAAUGUUUGAGCCCACUUUCACUUCUCCGUCUCAUGAGAUCAUCACCAAAGCGCUUAAGGCGUCAAGUGAAGUGAUAGGCAGAAGGGCUACCGCUAAUAUGAGAGUGGGCGCUUCUGACACAAGACUUUUCAGACUCUCGGGUAUUCCUAGUGUUGUUGUUGGACUCACUCCGAAUAACAUGGGUGCAGCUGAUGAAUAUGUUGAAGUUGAGGAGCUUGAAAAUGUAUGUAAGAUACACACUUUGAUAGCGUACAACUUUUUAAGUGAGCAGGCUGUCGCCUGA